Molecule: messenger RNA, 1355 nt
Organism: Polistes canadensis
Lineage: Eukaryota; Metazoa; Arthropoda; Insecta; Hymenoptera; Vespidae
Gene: FeCH
Product: ferrochelatase, mitochondrial
Exons: 8
Coding region: 56-1252 (398 amino acids)
Biological process (GO): heme biosynthetic process
Molecular function (GO): protoporphyrin ferrochelatase activity
Source: RefSeq, a predicted model, not a curated record
GAUAAGUUUCUGCUACAUUUUUUAACCAUUUUGUAAAAGUGUAUUUAUUGUCGAGAUGAGUAUUAUUAAAUUAUCAAGUUUUGUACAAUUAGGACAAUGUGCAGAAAAAAUAUUGCGUUUGUCUACACGUGGUAUUUCAGUUAAAACGCAUGCCAGUCCUUUAAAAAAGGAGAAACCAAAAACUGGUAUAUUAAUGUUGAACAUGGGAGGACCAACUAGUACAUCACAAGUACAUCAAUAUUUAUUACGCAUUAUGACAGAUCGUGACAUGAUUCAGUUACCAUUUCAAAGUAAACUAGGGCCAUGGAUUGCUCAAAGACGUACACCUGAAGUACAGAAAAAAUAUUCUGAAAUAGGUGGUGGAUCCCCUAUUUUGGAAUGGACAAAUAAACAGGGUGAAUUGUUAUGUACAAAAUUGGAUAAAAUUUCGCCAGAAACUGCACCGCACAAAUAUUAUGUAGCUUUUCGUUAUGCUGAUCCUCUUACGGAAGAUACGCUUAAUGAAAUAGAAGAUGAUGGAGCAGAACGCACUGUAGUAUUUUCACAAUAUCCACAAUACAGUUGUGCCACAUCUGGAUCAAGUUUUAAUGCCAUAUACAAGCAUUAUAAAAAUAAAGAAUUACCAAAAGAUAUGAAGUGGAGUAUAAUAGAUAGGUGGUCGACGCAUCCACUUUAUAUCAAUACCAUUGCUCAAAGAAUUAUGGAUGAGCUUGCACAUUUUCCUAGCGACAAAAGAAAUGAAGUUAUGAUUUUAUUUUCUGCGCAUUCUCUUCCUUUAAAGGCAGUGAAUAGAGGUGAUCCAUAUCCUUCUGAAAUUGGUGCUACUGUUCAGUUAGUUAUGCAAAAAUUAAAGUUUUGCAAUCCGUACAGUUUAGUUUGGCAAUCCAAGGUCGGGCCUUUGCCGUGGUUAGAACCGUUCACGGAUAAUGCAUUAAAGAAUUACGUAAAGCAAGGAAAGAAAAAUUUUAUUUUAGUACCUGUUGCAUUUGUAAAUGAACAUAUAGAAACACUUCACGAAAUGGAUAUUGAAUAUUGUCAAGAAUUAGCGGAGAAAAUUGGAGUUGAAAAUAUUAGAAGAUCAGCGGCGCCGAAUGAUCAUCCAUUAUUUAUAGACGCUUUAGCUGACAUUGUUUAUAAUCAUUUAAGAUCCGAACAAACUAUUAAUCCGAAAUUUUUGACGCGAUGUCCUCAUUGCGUUAACAAAACUUGCGAACAAAGUAAAAAAUGGUUUUCGCAAAUUUGUAGGUCUUAAAAUUAGUAUAUUAGAAGUAAAUUAUGCUUUAUAUACGUAUAUAUAUAUAUGUAAUAUAUUUAUAUAUUUAUAACAUUAUAUACUUGAUAAGUUAAUAAAUAUA